Molecule: messenger RNA, 1039 nt
Organism: Dichomitus squalens LYAD-421 SS1
Lineage: Eukaryota; Fungi; Basidiomycota; Agaricomycetes; Polyporales; Polyporaceae
Exons: 4
Coding region: 100-801 (233 amino acids)
Source: RefSeq, a predicted model, not a curated record
CCACGUCGCUUCUCUUCUACGACUUCUACCGUCUCUGCGUGGUCAGACUGGGCCACGCGUGCAGGGAGUUCCGUACGAUCCGCUGUUGGCUGAGGUGCAAUGGUGGCACUUUUUACGCUCGCACUUGUGCUCGUUCAGGCAUUGUGCACUGGGCAGGUCGUUGCAACGCUACAGCGGCGUUCAAACAACCCCGCGGAUGACCCCAAAAGGACACCCAGUCCUCCCAUUUUGAAGCCGAACCAUAUAACUCAGUGGGAGGCUCUUGAGGAUCAGACCGUGACCUGGGACGCAAGUGGUCUGAAUGUGACGGGGUUGAAAGGGACGAUUCUCUUAGGCUUCGUACGCCCAGAUACAACUAGGUUCGUGUAUCAAGAGCCCCUUGCGCAGAAUUUCGCAUUAGCGGACGAGGCGGUCAACAUCAUCCUCCCGGAUCUGCCCACGAACAAUCGUUACUUCUUGAUACUGCUCGGUGAUAUGAACAACACCAGCCCGUUGUUCGGCAUCGCGGGCACGGAUCAGAACGACCCCACCAACAGCAGCCCUUCGACGACGCUUCCGCCGCAGACGAUCACGACACAAUCGGCGACGAUCACACGUACGCAGGUUGUCUCGACAGUAGGCGGUGCUGCCUCCACUACGACUACGGCCUCCACCACGUCGACUUCUUCGAGCCCUGGGAGCUCAUCUGGAGGGGCACAGCCUUCUGGUUCCAGCUCGGGGCACAAUGGCUGUGCUGGGAUGGUCAAGUCGGUUCGGGGAUAUCUGGUUGGGGUUCUUCUGGCGUCCUCGUUGCUGUUGUGAGGGCGGUCAACGGCUUGCCGGGCGAGCUUAGGCCAUAUCAGCCAUAUGAUCACAUAUUUCAGAGCUUCAUUCCUUCCGUUCCACGAUCGGCGCGCAGGGGGGCGCGGUAGGAGACUGGCCUUCAACGGAAGGGAGUCUUGGGUGAUCCCGGUGUUGGGAAAACCCUGAAGCAGACCGUGCUCGGUGCGUCCGCAUAAUCCCGUUUCGUGAUUCCCCUGCAAGUAUAUCCACGUGAAAC